Carassius auratus (goldfish) is the source of this 1813-nucleotide messenger RNA. RefSeq names its product dnaJ homolog subfamily C member 11. The record is from RefSeq and is a predicted model, not a curated record. Lineage: Eukaryota; Metazoa; Chordata; Actinopteri; Cypriniformes; Cyprinidae. Gene Ontology annotation, biological process: cristae formation. The coding region runs from base 34 to 1731 and encodes 565 amino acids. The transcript has 16 exons.
CUUGCGCUGGGGCGGAGAUGAUCGGUCGUAAAUAUGGCGGCGGCCUUGGAUGAAGACGAAAUCGACAAUGAUGAUUAUUAUUCUCUGUUAAACGUCCGCAGAGAGGCUACACAGGAUGAGCUCAAGGCUUCAUAUCGCCGCCUUUGCAUGCUCUACCACCCAGACAAGCACAGAGAUCCAGAGCUUAAGAGGCAGGCAGAGCAGCUUUUUAACUUGGUUCACCAGGCCUAUGAAGUACUAAGUGAUCCACAAUCUAGAGCAAUUUAUGACGUAUAUGGGAAGAGAGGGCUGGAAGUGGAAGGAUGGGAGGUGGUGGAGAGGAAAAGAACGCCAGCAGAGAUCCGUGAAGAAUAUGAGCGACUUCAAAGAGAAAGAGAGGAGAGAAGACUACAGCAAAGGACCAACCCAAAGGGCACAAUAAGUGUGGGUAUUGAUGCGACAGACCUCUUUGAUCGCUAUGAGGAGGACUAUGAAGAGAUCUCUGGUAGUGAUGGCGGUGGCGCCGGCGGCUUACCGCACAUUGAGAUCAACAAGAUGCACAUAUCCCAGUCAAUAGAGGCCCCUUUGACAACCUCAGACACAGCCAUUCUUUCUGGCUCUCUCUCCACACACAAUGGUAAUGGGGGAGGAAACAUAAACUUGGCCUUGCGACGAGUGACCUCAGCAAAGGGCUGGGGAGAAGUUGAGUUUGGGGCAGGAGACACACAUGGCCCUCUCUUCGGGUUGAAGAUUUUCCGUAACUUGACUCCACGCUGCUUCACUACGGCUCAUUGUGGCAUGCAGUUUUCAUCCCGUGGUAUACGGCCGGCUCUCACUACUAUGCUUGCACGCCACCUGGACAAAAACACUAUGGGUUAUUUACAGUGGCGCUGGGGAACUCAGUCUUCCAUGAACACCAGCAUCGUCAGGGACACCAAAAGCAGUCAUUUCACCUUCGCUGUGCAGUUGGGAAUUCCACAUACAUUUAUCAUGAUGAGCUACCAGUACAAAUUCCAGGAUGAUGAUCAGACCAAGAUCAAGGGCUCUGUCAAGUCAGGGUUUUUUGGUACCGUGGUGGAAUACGGUGCCGAGACGAAGAUCAGUCGCCACAGUGUCCUGGGUGCUACCGUCAGUGUCGGAGUACCGCAAGGCGUCUCUCUCAAGAUCAAGUUGAACCGAGCGAGCCAGACGUACUUCUUCCCCAUUCACUUAACAGACCAGCUUCUACCCAGCGCCGUUUUUUAUGCCACUGUCGGACCACUUGUGUUCUACUUGGCCAUCCAGCGGCUAGUUAUCAGACCUUACGUUCGUGCUCAGCAGGAACAGGAGCUUGAGAAGCAGCGGGAGAGCUCGGCAUCAGACAUUGCCAAGAAGAAGCAAGAGGCAGAAGCAGCUGUUAUGCUGAUGCAAGAGUCUGUGCGUAGAAUUAUCGAAGCGGAGGAGUCCAGAAUGGGUCUGAUCAUCCUCAACGCCUGGUAUGGCAAAUUUGUGACAGACAACAGCCGUAAGCAUGAAAGGGCAAGGGUCAUUGAUGUGACGGUGCCUCUACAGUGCCUGGUGAAGGACUCCAAACUCAUUCUCACAGAAGCCUCUAAGGCUGGGUUACCGGGCUUCUACGACCCCUGUGUAGGUGAGGAGAAGAGUCUGAAGAUGCUGUAUCAGUUCAGAGGCGUGAUGCACCAAGUUCUAUGUGGUGACACAGAAGCACUCAGGAUACCAAAACAAUCUCACAGGAUUGAUAAUGACAGUUAGGAACAUGUAUCUCUUGAGCUGAAAGGGACAGUUUGGACUGGUAUAGACUGAUGAGACACAGAUGUUCUGGAGUAGUGCCCCU